This is a messenger RNA of Nannizzia gypsea CBS 118893, 1533 nucleotides long. Its product is annotated as L-ornithine 5-monooxygenase. The coding region runs from base 1 to 1533 and encodes 510 amino acids. Lineage: Eukaryota; Fungi; Ascomycota; Eurotiomycetes; Onygenales; Arthrodermataceae. Gene Ontology annotation, biological process: intracellular iron ion homeostasis. The transcript has 2 exons. The record is from RefSeq and is a predicted model, not a curated record.
AUGGCUCCCUCGCUUGAAUCUCUAAGUCCAUAUAUGAAUGGCACUUCUACCAUGGGAAACGGAUCAACAAAUGGGGCCAGCUACCCAGUACCAAAACUGGAGUUGCAGCCUGAAAUCACCUCGACAUCAUCCACCAAGGGACAGAUUCACCCGUUCCUUUCUCGUACCUCUGAUGAUGAACUACAUGACCUUAUCUGUGUUGGCUUUGGCCCAGCAUCACUUGCCAUAGCUAUUGCCCUCCACGACCGUCUGUUUGAAAUUGGCCAUGCUCCAGGUACCACCACUCUCCCUAAAGUCUGCUUUUUGGAGAAACAACCGAACUUCGCUUGGCAUUCUGGCAUGCUUCUUCCUGGGUCAAAAAUGCAAAUCUCCUUUAUCAAGGAUUUAGCCACCAUUCGCAACCCCCGAAGCGAGUUUACCUUCCUCAACUACUUACAAGCUCACGACCGCCUCCUUCACUUUGCCAACCUCGGGACCUUCCUACCUGCCCGUGUUGAGUUUGAAGAUUAUAUGAAAUGGUGUGCGAGUAAAUUCGCCAACCUGGUCAGAUACGGAACAGAGGUCCUCGAUGUCACCCCUUCAGAAACCGAUCCUAUAACGGGAAAGGUCCAAUUCUUCACUGUCAGCUCUAAGGACCUAGAGACUGGUGAAAUCACUACCCGCAAGGCCCGUCAUGUAGUGGUUGCUAUCGGUGGAAAGCCAAAUAUCCCAGCGGAAUUCCCAGCUAAUUCGAGAAUUAUACAUUCUUCCGCCUACUGCACCACUCUUCCCAACAUCCUCAACAAUACCCUCAAGGAGUACAGCAUCGCCGUUGCUGGAAGCGGCCAGAGUGCGGCUGAGAUUUUCCAUGACCUCCAAAAGCGAUAUCCUAAUGCCAAAACCAGCCUUAUCAUGCGGGACUCAGCUCUUCGACCGAGCGAUGAUUCUCCAUUCGUCAACGAACUCUUCAAUCCAGAGAGAGUGGACCAGUUCUUUAACCAGAGUGAAAAGGAGAGACAGGUCUUCCUGAACCGUCACCGCUCCACCAAUUACGGUGUUGUUAGACCUGAGCUCAUUGACCAAAUCUACGCAGAUAUGUAUAUCCAGAAAAUUCAAUGCCCAGAUGAAACUCAGUGGCAGCACAAAAUCUUCUCUUCCUGUCUGAUCUCCAAAGUCGAGUCAGGAAAGAGCGAGAAACUCAAUCUGUCACUGCAGCACUGCCAUCCUGAUAACGCCACAACAAACGGAACCCACAAUGAAGAGAUAAAUGCGGAUGCCCUGAUUCUGGCAACUGGUUACUUACGAAACGCACAUGAAUACAUGCUCUCAUCCAUUGAACCUCUCUUAGCUCAAAAGCAUAUGGGGUGGAAAGUCCAGAGAAAUUACAGACUGGAUCUGGAUAAGAAUCAGGUGGACGUUGAUGCUGGGAUCUGGCUGCAAGGCUGUAACGAAUCUACCCAUGGCCUUAGCGACAGCCUCUUAUCCAUUCUAGCAGUCCGGGGCGGGGAGAUUGUUCAGGCGAUAUUUGGUGCCCAGCUUUCCAAUGGAAAUUAG